Colletotrichum siamense is the source of this 1512-nucleotide messenger RNA. It is a transcript of the gene NEK2, whose product is annotated as Serine/threonine-protein kinase Nek2. The coding region runs from base 1 to 1512 and encodes 503 amino acids. The record is from RefSeq and is a predicted model, not a curated record. The transcript has a single exon. Lineage: Eukaryota; Fungi; Ascomycota; Sordariomycetes; Glomerellales; Glomerellaceae. Gene Ontology annotation, molecular function: ATP binding; protein kinase activity. Gene Ontology annotation, biological process: protein phosphorylation.
AUGAAUGACUUUCACCCUGAGUGGAUAUGGGGCGAUGACGCCGAAACGACUGUCUUCGCCCAAGGGUACGGCAACGAUCGCACCAUCAUCUUCAGUUUCUCUCUUGACGCAUCCAAGCCUUCAACCUCUCUCGCGAAUCGCAUCUGCGCUUGUAUGCAUGGAAUUGAGGUCGAUGAUGAUUCGAAAUCAUUCAAGGACAGCGCGGCCAUGCGCGAGGCCUUGUGGAACGCGGUUCGCGAUGUAUGGUCAGCCUGCUCGACAGACAAACGGGCUUCGCAACCAGACGUUGUCUUCGCCGUCGAUCAUCACGAUGAUGCAAGCUCUUCCAGUGAUGUGCACUGGAAUGCUUAUUCUCACCCACUCUUUCAACGCUACAUUAAAUAUCUUCGCGACAACGAAAGUAUGUAUUUCCAGUCUUUCUCCCUAUUCCCGUUUUCGUCUCUCUCGCAUCCCUCACUUUCUAGCAUUUCGUCGACCGUAGCUUACACCGUGAAAGUUGGCAAGACCCCUCUGUUACCGAACGACGAGCAAGUUGAGUUUGCCUCAAUAGUCCGCUACGAUCAGUUGGGUGGGCGAGGCUGUGCGACUCGAAUUCGUCGCAUGGACAAAAGCUCCGAGAACUUCAUGGUGUUCAAAGGCAUCGACUUUCGUACCUUCUUAACGUACACUGAUGAUGAAGACGGCAAAACCAUUCGCCACAUGAUACAUGGCUGGCACAGGUCCAAUAAUCUACUUCGCAAUAUGCCCAAGCAUCCCAAUGUGCUUCCAGCUCCAUCGAAGCUAGUGACGUAUGGCAAUCAGGACGGGGUGGUCUGCGGCACACUGCAGCCAUUCUACGAGGGGGGCGAUGUGGGAUCUCGCAUAGAGAAGAGCAACAUCCUGAGAGCCCGAAUUCCCCUUACUACUAAGGUCAGGUGGUGCACCGACAUGGCCGCGGCGGUCGCCCACACUCAUCGACAGGCCAAGACGUAUCACAUGGACAUCAAACCUGGCAACUUCUUGAUCGACCAAGACGGCAACCUGGUCCUAGGAGACUGGGAGCAGACGGAUGCGCCAACAACGACCAUCGCACCAGAAGCCGAUGGAACUUGGGACGUUGAGAUGGAAGAAGAGGGCGGCAGCCUUGCUGGCAAUGGGUGGAAUCGCCCACGUCUUCAAUACACCAAGUAUGAGGGCCCACCGCGCCGCAAUACUGAGGAAGACGUACUCGGUGACUAUCCAUGGAACACCUGGAACGUGUUUCCUGGCUGGAGUGCAGAACAUCCACUGGCUCUUGAGCUUGCUGAGGUGUUCAGCCUGGGCCGAGCGAUGUGGAUGCUUUUGCGUCAGCCGGACAUGGAUUUCGAUGAGAUUGAGCAUCCGAGCCAGCUCAAAACCAGUUGGGAAGGCGCCGAGGACAUACCCACGGCGUGGGUGGGUAUGACAGAUCGGUGCAUGGCGGAAGAUCCAAAUGAAAGGCCGGACGUAAUGGAGGUCCUAGGUUUCUGGCAGGCUGAGAGGGCAAACUUUUAA